GUAUUUGCCUUUGUUCAUUAUUUUUUUAUUUUUGAGAAUGACAUCGGUUUCAUCGUCUAAAGAGUGUCUAUCACAGGCGCUUAUUUGUAAAAUCAUACCAAAUCAGGAGUAUCUACUACAAGGAUCAAUUAUAGAAUCUGCUGUUGACCAUUUAUUACACAGACUUCGGGGACUUUGUGACAAUGUUGAAACAGCUCCUGAAACGUUUCACGAUUUGGAAGUGUGUAUGAGCAUGAGGCAACCAAAUCAACAAUUAAGUGUGCGAGUACGUCGAGCUCUAGAUAGGGAUGCACCUUUUCAACUGCGUUAUAUAGGACAACCUGAAUUGGAUCGUUCAAGACCGACACUUGUACGAUCUAGUAUUGAUGUAGGAUGUACUUCUACUAUUCUCGAAUUUUUAACUGAACUUGGCUGUCGCCUUGACUUUGAAUAUGUUAGUCAAGGGUAUAUGUUUCGAAAAGGACGUAUGAAGAUAACAGUUGCAAAAAUCUUUAAAAUAAUGCCCGGAAAACAGCACGACGGAGAACCGGUUUGUCAUAGCUAUCUUGUAGAAUUAUCAGUAUUAGCACCAAAUGGUCAAGACGCUAUUGGCGAUGAAAUGAGAAUUUUUGCAGAACAAUUAAAGCCUUUAGUACAACUUGAAAAAAUUGAUUAUAAAAGACUGGGAACUUUGCCAUAAUUUAUAGAAUCCGAUAGUUAUCGUAUUUAUAAUACCGAAUCUUAAAUGUUGGGUUAUUGGCAUUCCGCAAUUUUUUUUUUCAAAUAUUACCAUUUCAAAUUGUUUUUCAGAAGUUUCUAAAUAUAUUUCAGAAUUUACGAAUUGAAUUGUAAUCCGAAAUUAACUCUAUUAACAACUGUAUCCCAUAAAUACAGAGUGGGGCAACUUCGACUGACUGACCUAUUUUUACCAAAUCCAUUUAAAUGAAAAUGUACUUCAUCGCACAUAAAGAGAUUGUUCAAAAAAUUCGGAACAAAUCAAGUUCCCAGAAAUAUUUUAUAUUUUUAUAAUUGUUUUUCUGUUAAUAUUCAUAUAUUCUGUAUUGGCGGCCUUUUGCAAAUAAAAAAAAAUUGUCAAAAAAUUAUUUUUAUUUUUUCAUUCGAGAAAUAAAUGCUUUUUUUCAUUCCCAACGAUCAAACAA
Messenger RNA from Calliphora vicina (urban bluebottle blowfly), 1139 nucleotides. RefSeq names its product mediator complex subunit 18 (gene MED18). Gene Ontology annotation, biological process: regulation of transcription by RNA polymerase II; termination of RNA polymerase II transcription. Lineage: Eukaryota; Metazoa; Arthropoda; Insecta; Diptera; Calliphoridae. The transcript is spliced from 2 exons. Gene Ontology annotation, cellular component: mediator complex; core mediator complex. The record is from RefSeq and is a predicted model, not a curated record. Gene Ontology annotation, molecular function: transcription coregulator activity. The coding region runs from base 38 to 679 and encodes 213 amino acids.